AUGGCUGAAGCUAAUCCAGAGCUCCAAGAGCGGCUGGAAGAGUUGGAUCGCGAGCUUGAGGAAGGAGAUAUUACACAGAAGGGCUAUCAGAAACGACGAACCCAGCUCUUUUCUCAAUUCCUCGGCGCACCUCCGCCUCAGAUUGCUGCUCUCGCCGAGCCGCAGUCUGGUCUUCGCAUACAUACCCCCGAUGACUCGGACCAUCCCUCAGGCGAUGGCCACCGCGCCGCUGCAUAUGCCGCUCUUGGUAGUGCCAGCGGCCCAAUCCCCGAUACACCGGAUGCACCCAUAUAUAGACCACAUUCUGGCUAUGCCCCGUCAGAGUCGCCAAGACCUCCUACAGAGCAGCCCCCGCCUCCGCCUUCGCUGUUGCGUCCAGGAGGACCCCUAGGUGGAGGAUCAACGGCUGCCCAUCGCGACUCGCUCUUCUUCUCUCCUUCACAUAUCGAACCUGAAACCCGGACGGGAACAAUGAUGUCCGGCGAUUAUGCUUUUAGACCUGAGCAACAAGGCACAUAUGUAGACUCACAGCAGCACCAACAACAACAGCAACCACAGUUUCAACAACAACCACCGCAACAGCAAUAUGAUGGAAGAACAACAACGCUACUUGAUUCGCAAGGAUAUUUUUCGGACUUUGCCGGACAGCAGCACUACGAUCAAGGUCAGACUGUAGAAUACGGAGGACCUCAGCAGCGAUACUCGUCAAGCGAUGCCUUUUCCCCAACCGCCGCAAUGGCACCGCCAAUGCUUACAACCAACGAUCUUCCACCCCCCGAAGCCCUCGAGUACCAGUUACCUCUAGACCCCCGCGAGGUUCCUUUCGCAAUUCAAGAUCCUCAUGACGACUCUACUCCCAUGUCAAAAUUCGAUAAUAUCGCAGCUGUGCUGAGACACCGAGGGAGAACGAUCGCUAAGAAACCAGCGUAUUGGGUACUGGACAGCAAGGGCAAGGAAAUUGCUUCCAUUACAUGGGACAAAUUGGCAUCGAGGGCCGAAAAGGUGGCACAAGUCAUCAGAGACAAGAGUUCCUUAUACAGGGGUGAUCGAGUUGCUCUCAUAUACCGCGAUUCAGAAGUCAUUGACUUUGCUAUUGCGCUACUAGGUUGCUUCAUUGCUGGAGUUGUGGCUGUACCUAUCAACGACUUGCAAGAUUACCAACGUCUAAACCACAUUCUCACCACAACGCAGGCCCAUCUUGCCCUGACCACCGACAAUAACCUCAAGGCUUUCCAGCGAGAUAUCACGACUCAAAAAUUGACAUGGCCCAAGGGUGUCGAAUGGUGGAAGACCAACGAGUUCGGUAGUUAUCAUCCCAAGAAAAAGGAAGAUGUCCCGCCCUUGGUUGUCCCUGAUCUGGCCUAUAUCGAGUUUUCACGAGCACCUACAGGAGAUUUGAGGGGUGUUGUUCUUAGUCACCGAACUAUCAUGCAUCAAAUGGCAUGUCUAAGUGCGAUUAUUUCUACGAUCCCGGGCAAUGGACCUGGUGACACAUUCAAUCCGUCUUUGCGGGAUAAGAACGGCCGACUGAUUGGUGGUGGCGCAAGCAGCGAGAUCUUGGUUUCAUACCUGGACCCUCGACAGGGUAUUGGCAUGAUUCUGAGCGUAUUGCUGACAGUUUAUGGCGGCCACACUACUGUCUGGUUUGACAAUAAGGCGGUUGAUGUUCCUGGACUCUACGCACACCUUCUUACCAAGUACAAAUCCACGAUUGUGAUCGCCGAUUAUCCUGGACUGAAGCGUGCGGCUUAUAAUUACCAACAAGAACCAAUGGUAACCAGAAAUUACAAGAAGGGGAUGGAACCGAACUUCCAGAUGAUCAAACUCUGCUUGAUCGAUACUUUGACUGUAGACAGCGGGUUCCACGAAGUCCUAGCAGACCGAUGGCUAAGGCCACUGAGAAACCCUCGCGCGCGUGAGGUCGUUGCGCCCAUGCUUUGUCUACCUGAGCACGGAGGCAUGGUCAUCAGUGUGCGUGAUUGGCUAGGAGGCGAAGAACGCAUGGGAUGUCCUUUAAGACUCGAUAUAGAUGAAGACACAGACACAGACGGAGAAAAGGAGGAAACAGAGAAGCCAACGAUCUCCAAUGGAUUUGGCAGUCUUUUGAGUGGUGGCGGCACUACAACUACAGAAGAAAGAGCAAAGAACGAGCUUGGUGAAGUUCUUCUGGACCGCGAGGCUCUCAAAACCAACGAAGUCGUGGUAGUUGCCAUUGGUAAUGACGCGCGUAAGAGGGUGACGGAUGAUCCGGGAUUGGUCCGGGUUGGCUCCUUUGGAUAUCCUAUACCGGAUGCUACACUCACUGUGGUUGAUCCUGAAACGGGCUUACUUGCCUCACCCCAUUCCGUGGGUGAGAUCUGGGUUGACUCACCAUCGCUGUCAGGUGGCUUCUGGGCGCAACCAAAGAACACCGAACUGAUCUUCCAUGCUCGUCCUUACAAGUUUGGUCCCGGUGAUCCUACACCACAGCCUGUAGAGCCCGAGUUUUUAAGAACAGGUCUCUUGGGUACUGUCAUCGAGGGUAAAAUCUUUGUCCUAGGCCUUUAUGAGGACCGCAUUCGACAAAAGGUUGAGUGGGUUGAGCAUGGACACGAGCUGGCCGAGUACCGCUAUUUCUUUGUUCAGCAUAUCGUCGUGAGCAUCGUCAAAAAUGUUCCAAAGAUCUAUGAUUGUUCAGCCUUUGAUGUCUUUGUCAACGAUGAACAUUUGCCAGUGGUCGUAUUGGAAUCAGCAGCCGCCUCCACAGCACCGCUGACAUCAGGAGGACCUCCACGACAACCGGAUACUGCUCUUUUGGAGUCACUAGCCGAACGUUGUGUGGAGGUUCUCAUGACAGAGCAUCACCUUCGAUUGUACUGCGUUAUGAUCACAGCACCGAACACACUGCCGCGCGUUGUCAAGAAUGGUCGACGCGAGAUUGGCAACAUGCUUUGUCGCCGAGAGUUUGAUCUCGGUAACCUUCCUUGCGUGCACGUCAAGUUUGGUGUCGAGCACGCGGUUCUGAAUCUGCCCAUUGGUGUCGAUCCCAUGGGCGGUAUUUGGUCGCCAUUGGCUUCGGAUUCACGAGCCGAGUUUUUGCUACCAGCAGACAAGCAAUAUUCUGGUGUUGACAGACGAGAGGUUGUCAUUGAUGACCGAACUUCGACUCCCCUUAACAACUUCUCCUGCAUCUCUGACCUCGUCCAAUGGCGUGUUGCUCGUCAGCCAGAGGAGCUAUCCUACUGCACAAUCGAUGGCAGAGGCCGAGAAGGCAAAGGCGUUACAUGGAAGAAGUUCGAUAUCAAGGUUGCUUCUGUUGCGAUGUAUCUGAAAAAUAAGGUCAAGGUUAGACCAGGAGACCACGUCAUUCUCAUGUACACUCACUCAGAGGAGUAUGUCUACGCUGUUCACGCCUGCAUUACCUUGGGUGCAAUUAUCAUCCCCAUCGCCCCUCUCGACCAAAACAGAUUGAACGAGGAUGUUCCAGCGUUCCUUCACAUUGUUGCCGACUACAACGUCAAGGCUGUGCUCGUCAACUCCGAAGUGGACCAUUUGAUCAAGGUCAAGCCUGUGGCUAGUCAUAUCAAGCAAUCGGCUCAAGUCUUAAAGAUCACCAGCCCUGCAAUCUUCAACACAACUAAGCCGCCAAAGCAGAGUAGUGGAUUGCGAGAUUUGAGAUUCACCAUUGACCCUGCGUGGAUCCGACCUGGUUAUCCAGUUAUCGUUUGGACAUAUUGGACUCCCGACCAAAGGCGUAUCUCAGUCCAGCUUGGACACGACACCAUCAUGGGGAUGUGUAAGGUUCAGAAAGAAACAUGCCAAAUGACAAGUUCAAGACCAGUGCUUGGUUGUGUAAGGAGCACAACCGGCCUGGGAUUCAUCCACACAGCUCUUAUGGGUAUCUAUAUUGGAACACCCACGUACCUUCUCUCUCCCGUCGAGUUUGCGGCAAACCCUAUGUCUCUAUUUGUUACAUUGUCACGAUACAAGAUUAAGGAUACUUAUGCGACACCGCAAAUGCUUGACCAUGCCAUGGCUUCCAUGGCCGCUAAGGGUUUCACACUUCAUGAACUUAAGAACAUGAUGAUUACUGCUGAGGGUCGGCCAAGAGUUGAUGUGUUCCAAAAGGUCAGACUCCACUUUGCCGGAGCCGGUCUGGAUAGAACUGCCAUUAACACAGUAUAUUCGCAUGUCCUCAACCCCAUGGUUGCUUCGCGAUCUUACAUGUGCAUUGAGCCUAUCGAGCUCUGGCUUGACACUCAGGCUCUCCGUCGCGGCUUGGUUAUUCCUGUGGACCCCGAGUCAGAUCCUCUGGCUUUGUUGGUGCAGGAUAGCGGUAUGGUUCCUGUUUCAACACAAAUUGCCAUCAUCAACCCCGAGAGCAGAGUACACUGUCUUGAUGGUGAAUAUGGUGAAAUUUGGGUCGACUCAGAAGCCUGUGUCAAAUCAUUUUAUGGUUCCAAGGAUGCUUUCGAUGCCGAGCGCUUUGAUGGCCGAGCCCUUGAUGGAGACCCAAACAUCCAAUAUGUCCGUACAGGAGAUUUGGGUUUCCUUCAUAAUGUGAGCCGACCCAUUGGCCCUAACGGCGCUCAGGUGGAUAUGCAGGUGCUCUUCGUUCUUGGAAAUAUUGGCGAGACUUUCGAGAUCAACGGUUUGAGCCACUUCCCAAUGGAUAUUGAGAAUUCUGUGGAGCGAUGCCAUAGGAACAUUGUGCCGAACGGCUGUGCCGUAUUCCAGGCUGGCGGCUUGGUAGUCGUACUUGUUGAAGUUAGCCGGAAGCCUUACUUGGCAUCGAUUGUACCUGUCAUUGUGAACGCCAUUCUCAACGAGCAUCAAAUCAUUGUCGACAUUGUUGCCUUUGUGAGCAAGGGAGACUUCCCACGAUCUCGUCUGGGCGAGAAACAACGUGGCAAGAUUCUAGGUGGCUGGGUCAGCAGAAAGCUGCGGACUCUCGCACAGUUCUCCAUCCGUGAUAUGGAUGCUGACUCUACAGCGGGCGAUAUGAUGGACCCGUCCCGAGUGUCUAUGGUAAGCGUACGAAGCGGAGGCGGCGCUGCUCCUGGAUCUUCUAGCCUGAGAAAUGUCGAGCCAGCACCACAAAUUUUGGAAGAGGAAUAUGAUCAGACAACGCCUCGUCACGAAUAUGAGCCUACCCAGACCAUGCUCUCCGAGCUCCCCGAUCAGGAGACGCCAACAGGAUUCCAGCACUCGCAAUUUGAACACCCACCCCAAUCCGCAGGCUCUCAACCUCCAUCGCAACUGAAUCUUAAUUACCAACCGGAUCAAGGGUUUGACAUCCCUGACUUCUCACGGUACGGCGCUGCGGAGUCCGACCAGGGCCAAGUCCAUAGACGUCCAGUCCCCGGUCACUCACAACAACCCUCAGAGCAGAUCCCAGGGAACGGUCAAGCGCCUCCCCAGAUCCGUCUACCAGGUGUUGAUGGACGAGAACAGGUGAACUUCUGGCAGCAGCAGCCGAACAAGGAUGAGAAGAGCGGAGAAGACUGGACAACAGACGCUAUGAUGCAUAUGAAUCUGGCAGGCGAUAUGAAACCUCAAUGA
Fusarium sp. VM40 is the source of this 5541-nucleotide messenger RNA. The record is from the annotation of a GenBank genome assembly. Lineage: Eukaryota; Fungi; Ascomycota; Sordariomycetes; Hypocreales; Nectriaceae.